Messenger RNA from Ectocarpus siliculosus, 543 nucleotides. NCBI's taxonomy places the organism in Eukaryota, Phaeophyceae, Ectocarpales, Ectocarpaceae. The record is from the annotation of a GenBank genome assembly.
AUGUCGCACGACCACGGAAGCCACGGAUCUGACGCGAGCAGCAUGGCGAGCAGCAUGUCCGACAUGGGAGAUCAGUUCUGCAACGGAGACGGGACGGUCAUGCUCAUGGGAUUUCAGUCGGCUACCAGUGCCAGCGUGAACUGCAUCCUCUUCCUGUUCGAGGGAGCCGGAGUAGACACCAAGACAAAGUACGCCUUCGCGGCACUCGGGGCCUUCUUCAUGGGCUUCGCAAAUGAGAUGAUCCGGUACGGACGCGAUAGAAUGGCCAAGACUUCGGACGUAUCCCUCGCGUCAGACUUGAAGAUGACCGCCGCGUUCGCGGUGCAGAUAUACCUGGCCUACAUGCUCAUGCUGCUGGUGAUGCUCUACGAGUACGUGAUCCUCAUCAUGAUCAUUUCGGGCCUCGCGACGGGGCACCUGCUCACCCUCCGGUGGUCCGCCGGUCGACGUCGGGCGGCCCUCCGCGACGCGGGCGCCAAGACUCCGCCAGAAGUGAUGGGCAGCUCGGGCACGCCGUGCUGCAACACGGACACGGUCGCAUAA